UAGCAAAACGAAAGUAGGGAAUUUUCAAGAUUUGCAGGAAGUGAAUCAUAAAGCUUCGUCAUACUUUCAAAACAUGAGAAGAGGAAAGGGAAAACACGUGUGCUUACAUUUCCUAGUAGUAAUCAUUCAGAUCUUUGAUACCGUUUUAAGCUGUCCUGCAUCAACGCCGACUAUAACGUACGUAUCUUUUUGUCCGACAAGUCAAGAAGAAUGGGAAAAGGCAGCUGAACGGAAGAAUUGUGAGAGCAUUGCUGCUAUUCAGAACUGCACUGAUCGGAGUAAAUUUCAAUAUCAUUGUUUAAUGAAUCACUGGAAAAACGCAACACUAGAAGUUUGUGCACCUAUUUUCUACUUACAAGGCUAUUGUGCAGAAUUUAACAUUCAGAUGAAACAAGUGGCAGAAAUUUACGACGAAGGAUUCGAAUGUCUGAAGUUUAAUGGCACACACAAAUGUCCACGAAGAUACCCGUCCAUCGAGGCAUAUAAAUAUCAACGAUGCUAUAGAUACAAGAAUAUAUCUACAUAUAUCUGUACGGAAAAAUUAAGUUCAAAAGACAUGUACAAAGACAACAGUUGGAUAGCACUUGUGUUUAUUAUCAUCGUUUCACUCCUAAUUGGAAUCCUUGCCUUCGUCGUUGUGAUGAUGAGAAAAGGAAUUUGUAAUAAACUCAGCAAAGAUGACUCUGAAGAAGGACGAAUUCUCUUACAGCGGACGGAAAUGACAAUGGAAAACAUUUCAGUAGAGUGUCAAAAACCUAAUAAGAAUGCGGAACAGAAUAAACUUGAUGACACCGAAGAAGGACAAAUUCCCGUACAUGUUUAUCAGUCGGAAAUGCCAAAGGAAAGCAUUUCAGAGGCUGGCAGUUUUUCUUCAGGGUUUCAACGGCCUAAUAAGAAUUCGGAACAGAAAAAACUUGAAAACACUGAAGAUCUUACUAAUCUUCCUACAACGGACGGAAGUGCCAAAGAUGAAACUGAAGAGGAAACUGAUCUUCUUACAGCAGACAGAAACAUCAAACAAAGACCAUCUUCAAAGACAAAGCGAGCACCGGAAAUGCCAAAAAAUGCUCCUUACAAGAAUGAUGAAACAAAAGUAGCUGAACAAGUACGAACAACCGCUGAAGAUAGGGAAACCCCAACAGCCCCACCAAGAAAAUCAAAGAGGCCUGCAAAUGAUAAAUGCUCAAAUGACUUCAUAAAGUCCAAGUGAAAAGUUUCUGCGAGAACCUGAUCCAUAAAUUUAAAAAGACAGAGCAUAAAAGAAAUGCAAAAUCAUGGAAAUUGAUUUACUCAUUUUGUGUUUAUUUAAGGGUGGAAGUCCGAAAACUUUGAGAGAAAGAACUGUUCGAGGCCCGAAGUUUUUUCUCUCACAGAAUGAACAAUUUGAGGACGUUAUCCUACUUAGACAUUUUUUUCUAUUGUUAACUUAACUAGAGCCGAGCUCGUUGCAAAGAAACGAGUAGGUCUUCCGUCGGAGCUGCGGACAGAGAAAUGACCUUGAGUCAAGGUCAUGCCACGUUCUAAUGUUAAAGCAAUCUUUUAAGGGUAGAUAUCAUCUUAUUAUGUUUUACUAUUAAAAGAAGGACACCAUGACACACGCUGAUGAUGAGCAUAUCCCAUUUGUGUGCUACCGUAUUGACAAAUUCACACAUGUUUUUUCAAACAAUGCAUCCAGCCAAAAUAUCUUAUCCUAAAUGACCUUGAUUCAAGGCCAUAACACACUCUGCAUGAUUUAAGCCAUACCUUUUUUUUUUUAGAUAGGCUUUGUCACAGCUAAUAUGCAUGUGUAAAAAGUUAUGGUAAAUUUUAAGCAAUGUUUAAAUUUUGGAAAAGCCGGAUAAACUUCAAGGUCAAAGUUCAUGAUAUACAAGUAUUUGAAAUGAUUUUAUCACAGGUUACGUACAUGUGAUAUUUGUGUAAUAUGAAAGUUCUAUCUCCUCUCAUUAAAAAGUUAUGAUCGAGCCUCAAGGUCAAGUUGUCAAAAGUCAGUGUAUUUAGAAAAGAGUUGUCUUAGGUAAUACACCGGGGUAAAAUAAAAGCCCUAUCUCUUCUCAUUCAAAAGGUAUGAGUAUUGUUAAUGUUUUUGAAAAGGUCAAAGGGUAAAAAAAUCAGUGAAGUUUGAAAGGCAUUGUCACAGUUAUUACAUUUUUAUAAAAUGGAAGCUUUCAAAAGUUCUGGUCAAUUUAAAGUAAUGUUAUUUUUUUAAGUAGGUCAAGCUCCAAGAUCAAGGUCACAGGGUCAAAAAUCACUGUGACAGUAUAUUUGAAAAUCAGAUGUCACAAAUGAUGCACUUGUGAAAUAUCAAAGUCCUAUUUCAACUCAUUCAAUAGUUAUUAUCAAGUUUAAAGUUCUCGUGACAGAUGGACAGACUGGCUGACAAAUAAGGUUUAAUGUUCCCUAAAAAAUAAAUACAUGAAAUUUGAACAUGAUAAAUUGAGAAAUACGAAUAAUAAAAAGAAACUAGAUGAGAUCUCAAUAUAAAUCAGGUUUCCUACAUGAGAUUUCCUUAAAGACUUAUUAAUACAUAUUAUUCAAGUACAUGCAAUACAUGUACGUUGGAGUUUCAAGACGCGGAGACCGGUCAUUUCGAUGAGAACAUAUACACAACUGUCUCAUUACGGGGUAGGUGGUGUCAUAAAAGGAUUAAAUUCGCCUUCAAGGUACCACCUCUGAUUUUUUUUAAAAGUCUGUCUUUGCGCUGCUAGUGAUUUAUAUUGUUUAAACAGAAUUUAAUUUUGUGAAAAGAAUUAUUUUUAAUGCUUAUUUUUGACAUAUGCUUAAAUUAUUUAC
This is a messenger RNA of Saccostrea cuccullata (small rock oyster), 2790 nucleotides long. RefSeq lists its product as uncharacterized. The transcript is spliced from 14 exons. The coding region runs from base 74 to 1210 and encodes 378 amino acids. Lineage: Eukaryota; Metazoa; Mollusca; Bivalvia; Ostreida; Ostreidae. The record is from RefSeq and is a predicted model, not a curated record.